AUGAUGAAGGCCAUUCAAGUCCUACGCUGGUGUCGAGAGAAGUUCCAAUACUACGUCGUUUUCACCACCUCCAUCUUCUUCAUCUUAGGACUCGUAUUUAGCUACAAGUUACUGGAGAAGACAUUUCUCGACAUCCUGAUGACACGUGUUGCCGCCGCGUGGGGUAUGCAGGACAAAAGCGGAGAGGAUGACUAUGACUACAACUAUGAUCUCCGAACAGCCGUCAUAAUCGUCAAUUUGCAUGAAGGAACGGCCGCGAUUCUCAUACCUUUGUUCGUAUAUGCAGCCGACGUUAUUCAUAUGGGCCGCUUCAAGAUGGUGGCUUUCUCGGCCACAGUGUGCAUCGUUGGGCUAAUGCUCAACAAACGGGCGGCCCACGAUGAUAUCACGCUCAAUAUACGGUUAUUCUACCUAGCACUGGGGCUAAUGGCUUUGGCGCAAGCGGCACAGAGAGUCAACCUAGAAGGGUUUCUCGACGAUCAGCUCAGGCCGAUGGAUCUUGAUAACGACCAGAGAAAAAGACGAAGCAAACUAUGGUGGACUAUGGUCUCCUUCGCGGUGGCCAUCUUUGCCGGGUUUGGACCUUUACCACGACUCCACGACUUCGAGAAACUUGCAUUAGUAUUGAUCUCUGUGAUGGGGUUUUGCUUCUUUGUAUUCUUGUUGGGUUUCAAACACUACAACUUCGUCCCCAAAAUCGAAAACCCGUUUAAGGAUGUCGGGAUCGUCCUCCGCAGAGCCUUCUCUAAUAGAAAUGUCGAGUGUCCGCAAACUCAAGAGCCUCACGUUCCAUGCUUAAGGUGGUUAGACAAAGCAACGGCGGAAGGCAGUUGCAGUGGCGAACAAGUGAGAGGAGUGAAGCUUCUUCUGAAGAUGCUUCCAUUGUGGUGUUGUUUCCUCACUUUUAGCCUGGUUUCCGCUUCUGGAAGCACCUUCUUCUUCAUGGAGGCCAUAGAAGUUACUAACGACCAUAAUUACAUAAAUGCCAUUCUCUUAUUCUCCAACCUGUCGAGGCUCACGCAGUACGCGGUCUCUUACGGGUCCAGCUUCUUAAUCGGGAAGCUCGGGGAGAGGAAAAAAUGCAACCGUAGGAAGAUGGAGCUGGUGAGAAUCGGCAUUGGGAUGACCUGUUGCUUGUUGUGCUGUGUCACCGCUUCUGCGACUGCGAAACGCAGGCAGGACAUCGGUGAGGACGACUACAGCGACGACGCCAUGAGCCCAUACUGGCUAACACCACAGUUCUUUUUACUAGGACUGAUGUGGGGGCUUUCCGAAGACGGGUUCGAAUCGUUCUACGAAUCUCAGGUUUCUGAAAACUUGUCGAAAUAUGGAGUGGCGUUCGUGGAACUUGCGAAUGGAGUUGGUAUAUUUGCGAGCGUACUUUGCAUUCUCGUCUUCAGAAGUCCGCCUUUCGAAUGGUUCCACGAAGGGCUAUAUUACAGCAACCUCAAUAGGUAUUAUAUCUUCUUAGCAGUUUUGAGUGUUGUGAACCUUAUGGUGUACUGCUGGGUUGCAUAUUCGUACGGAGUCGGAGACGAAAAGGCGGAUCAGGUUAAUAAGGGGCAGCCCGCGGAUACUCGGACUCACCCAGAGGAGGCGGAGCCUGGAAAUAUCGAGGGGGGCGGAGCAUAUGGAGAUCAUAUGAAAACUUUGGCAGAGGUUUUGAAGGAAGUAAUAACAAAUUAAAAGAAAUAAAUUUUAUAAAUAAGUUAUACUAUGUGUGUGGAAAAUUUGAGGGUGCAUUUAUUUUAACCAUAAGAUUGUACUUAGUAUAAAGAUAUGUAGUUGAUGGAUAUUAAUAUAGUGUAAAAUGAUGUAAAAUAGACAUGUUGUACUAUCUUAUA
Molecule: messenger RNA, 1844 nt
Organism: Salvia splendens (bonfire salvia)
Lineage: Eukaryota; Viridiplantae; Streptophyta; Magnoliopsida; Lamiales; Lamiaceae
Product: protein NRT1/ PTR FAMILY 5.7
Exons: 5
Coding region: 1-1686 (561 amino acids)
Biological process (GO): transmembrane transport
Cellular component (GO): membrane
Molecular function (GO): transmembrane transporter activity
Source: RefSeq, a predicted model, not a curated record